This is a messenger RNA of [Candida] anglica, 3551 nucleotides long. NCBI's taxonomy places the organism in Eukaryota, Fungi, Ascomycota, Pichiomycetes, Serinales, Debaryomycetaceae. The record is from the annotation of a GenBank genome assembly.
AUUUAGGUGAUACUUUCAUUUGUAUAGAUUAAGGCUCCAUGACUGUAAUAGUAGCAUCAUUAUUUCUUCCUUAUACGGUCAAAUUCGAGGUUGGUCCUCAGGAAGUUGCUCCUGAUGCUCCAGCAAAGCCUCAAGCCGCGUUUUCAACCCCAACGUCAAACGCUCUGUCUAUUUUACCAACUUUAAGUAGCGUGGAAACCCCUAAAUCAGGCUCGCCACACCCCCGGAAACUUUCCACAGACUCGCCUUUCGGAACCCCAUUAGGCGGAUCCGUGGGACCUGGCACUCCUGGACCUGCUGGCUUGGAUAUAUCCAACUCUGCCGCCGAAGAGUUUUUCUAUAAACGUCAUCCUAUCAAAAAACCAAAUGCUUCUGAUACUCUUACUGACAAUCUCCAAGAGAAAUUGGGUCUGCAAUUGAUCCAACCCAAACCAAGAGUCGUUUUGCAACCAAAUUCAUCAGUUGUAGAUUUAAAGAAACGCAGCGAAGAAGUUGGCUUACCACCUUCUUUGAAAGUGAAUCGUUCUUCUACCAAUUUAGCGAAUUCAUCUAGUACUUCAGCUGUGAAUCUUUUGUCUAUGGGUAGCGGAACCUCUGGAGUCGCUCCACCACCAAAUAGAGCACGUUCUCUGUUGAGCAAAUCUUCUAAACCGAUGUUUAACUUGCACAACUUGAGCACAGGUUCAUUAACAGAGGUGUUGAGUGAAGAUGAGGAAUCUGAUCAUGUUGCAAACAAUUCUUCGGGUAAACUCCAGGUGAAGUUGCCAACUUCCCAAUCAGAGCUGACCGAAGCAUUCCAAGAAAUCGAUGCCGACGAUUGGUCGCACCAAUUCAAUGACAUGGUUCAUGGACGUGCUGCCACAAAAUUGGCUCCCUUUGGAGGAUUUUCCAACCCAGGUAUUGAAAGUGACUUACUUUCAUGUCAAAACAUUUUUGAUACUGCUCCUUGGAAGGUGACGUUUACAGAUCAGGGAAAUGGAUCACUUACCAAAGCUGUAAAACUUGCAACUGAACAAGGGAUCAUCGAGAACCGGAAAUGGGUUGGUACUCUUUCCAUGCCAAGUGACUAUGUUUCAAGUAAGGUCAUUGACGAUAUUGCCCAUACUUUGAGUGCUGACUAUAACUCUGAUGCCAUCUUUCCAAAUGAUGACACUUUCCAGGGCCAUUAUAAGUCUUAUUGUAAGCAAAUUUUGUGGCCAACCCUUCAUUACCAAAUCCCAGAUGACCCUAAAUCAAAGGCAUUCGAGGCACACUCUUGGGAUCAGUAUAAACUUCUUAACCAAAUGAUGGCCGACAAGGCUGUUGAGGUAUAUCUUCGUGAAAACGGUGACUCCUCAUUCGAUGAUCCAAAUAACAUUAUUUGGGUUCAUGACUAUCACCUUAUGCUUGUUCCUAAUAUGAUUAGAAAGAAGUUGCCAAAUGUCAAGAUUGGAUUUUUCCUUCAUGUAUCAUUCCCUUCAAGUGAAGUAUUUAGAGUGUUUGCUUUUAGAAAGGAACUUCUUGAAGGUAUGCUUGGUGCCAACUGCAUCUCAUUUCAAACUGAUGAGUACGUUAGACAUUUCCUUCAAACUUGUAGUAGAUUGCUUUUGGCUGAUACAAAUGAAAUGGGUAUUUCCUAUGAGGGAAGGUUUAUUUUAGCCAAUACAAUUCCAGUAGGUAUCGAUGCACCAUCGGUAAAGAAACAACUCACUACAGAUGUUGUUCAAGAAUGGCGCCUGUUGAUCAGGGAACGUUGGGGAGACCAAAGACUUCUUGUAAGUAGAGAUAAACUUGACAAGCUUAGAGGUAUUAAGCCAAAGUUGUUGGCAUAUGAAAAAUUGUUAAAGAAACAUCCUGAAUAUGUGGACAAUACGGUGUUGAUUCAAAUUUGUAUUGGAUCAUCACAAGAUCCCGACUAUGAAGCCGAGAUCAUGAAAAUUGUUGCAAGAAUUAAUUCGUUACCAGAAAACAUUUCGAUCAGUCAACCGGUGAUUUUUUUGCAACAAGAUAUUGAAUUCGAACAAUAUUUGGCAUUGCAAUGUGAAGCAGACGUGUUUGUGGUCUCAUCGAUGCGUGAGGGUCUCAAUUUGACAUGUCAUGAAUUUAUUGUCGCUACCAGUGAAAAGAAAUCUCCAUUGGUUCUCAGUGAAUUCACUGGGUCAUCCCCAUUGCUCGAAUGUAAUGGAAAGGGUGCUCUCCUCAUUAACCCUUGGGAUUUAAGAGGUCUUACCGAUUCAUUUGAAAAACUGUUGAAUAUGUCCAAGGAAGAGAAAGAGUUAAGAUGGAAGAAUUGUUACCAAAUUGUUCUUGAUCAAGAUUCAAAUAAUUGGAUUACCAAGUGUCUUCAAAGUAUUAGAGAAGCUUGGAGCUAUGAUCAAAGGAAAUCACGUAACAAUAUUGAAAUGUUUACUAAGGCGGUAUUAGAUAAGUUCUAUAACCAACCUACAAACUCAGGGAAACGUCUUAUUUUCCUCAACUUGGAAACUCCACUGGCUAUCUCUGCCAUUUAUGACACUUCUUCAAGUUCAGGAAAGACUCCAGCCGCUGGUAAGACUGAUUCCUUCUCAGAACCAUCUAGAAUUGCAAAUUUAUUGAGUGACUUGUUACUCGAUCCACUCAAUCAUGUUUAUCUUAUUACAUUCCUCAAGCGUGCAGACUUGGAUAUAUUAUAUCGUACUAGUGCUAACUUGGGGCUUAUUGCUGAAAAUGGUGGAUACAUCAAACUUAUUGGUUCCAAAUCUUGGGUAUCCAUCGUGGAUGAGAAAGAAACCCUGAGCUGGAUGCCUCAAGUGACUAAGCUUAUCGCUUCUAAGGUGGAAAGACUUCCUGGUUCGCAUAUAGAGGUGGAGGAUUGUACAAUUAGGUUCCAUCCUGGGCGUGCCUUCCUCGAAGAUCAUAACAGAAGUAUGGAUGUUAUGGGUGACUGUAUCCAACAUAUUAAUGAAGUCUUUAGUGAAAAGGAUGGAGUGCAUGCUACUCUUAUUCGUAAUGUUGUUAUUGUCCAGCAAAAUCAACUUACUCUUAAAGCCCUCAAAUUCGUAUUAUCAUAUUACACUCAGGUAGAAAAGGGAAUCCAGUCUCAUGACUUAAUUGAAGAUUUCCAGGUGAAGAAGAUAAGUAGUUCCCAACCAAUGUCCAAGAUCUCACUGGAAGAUUUGAAACUUUCCGAUACCGAUAAGUUAGACAAGGCUGUUACUUCGUUGUUAAUUGCUGGAGGGUCCACCCUUAUUGAUGAACCUGGGUUUGAAUAUGCAAAGGAACUCAAACAAAGUGGCGAGAUUGAAAAUGUUCUUACAGUGGCUGUUCUUGGAUCUGAAGCAGAACUGAGAACAUCUGCAGCUUACGGUGUUGCCGGUAAAAAUGAAUUGUUAGGAUUGUUGGCCAAGGUUAAAAGUUAAUAGAUGUAUGUAGACAGAUAUUGAAUUAAUGGAUUAUGAGUUGAUAUGAAUGUAGUAUGUAUAUACCACCUAAAUUUUCUAUUGUACAAAUAUAUAUAUAUGCAAAAGUCUAAAAGAACGUCGAGGUAGUCAUAUGUUAUUGAGUCUGGAAUACCUGACGCGAUUCUUUUAAGA